AUAAAAGAGAAACGUAAAAAUCGAAAAAGAAAGUAGCCUGCCAGCCGCCUGCCAACAACUUUCGAUUUAACAAGAGAAAACAAAUGAGCAAAAAAAAAUUAGUGUGGCCACUGUGAGACAGAUACCACUCUGCCUGUCAUUAGUGGCAUAUAACUACGUGAAGUACUGACUUCAAAAGCAAUGUUUUAUGACUAUCAGUCCUUUAAGGUGUGAGCAGCAUCAGUGUUCUCAGUUCUUUGGACACUUGCACAUCAUUGGCCUGGAUGGCCAUGAAGAAGGUGUUAACUCUUGUCUUUGUACGAGAACCUGGGAGGAUAUUACUUGGAAUGAAAAAGAGAGGAUUUGGUCAAGGUCGAUGGAAUGGCUUUGGAGGAAAAGUUGAAAAGGGAGAAUCCAUCACAGAUGGUGCAAAGAGAGAACUGCUGGAAGAAUGUGGUGUCACAGCCAAGUCUCUGAAUGAAGUUGGACUCAUUAACUUUGAAUUUGUUGGUGACCCUGUUAUCCUGGAGGUUCAUGUAUUUGACACAUGGGACUACAUGAACAGUCCAGUAGAGACUGAAGAAAUGAGACCUCAGUGGUAUGGUGAAAAGGAGGUUCCUUUUGGUGAGAUGUGGCCAGAUGACGAGUACUGGUUUCCCCACAUGCUAAAUGGGAAAAAGUUUGAAGCUUACUACAAGUUUGAAGGAAUGGACAAAAUAUUGGAUUCAUGGAUAAAAGAAAAAACAGAGCAGACAAGUUGACCAUGUGUGUGAAUUUUAACAUAUCUUGUUGUAUUAAUAUAGAAAUAUUAUUCAGGUAUUAUUUAUGUUGAAUUUUUAGAAAAGCUUUAUGUAUGUUGAUUUUGGAUUAACUUGUUGUAUGUGAUGUCAAAAAUGCCCUUUUCUUUUGUGGUCCAGGCUGGAGACUGCCUCUUUUGAAUGCAGUUUAUUUUUUUGUCUUUCAUUUAUGUUUUUGUUCGUCAGCUUUUGGACUAUAUAUGAUAUAUGCCAUGCUACUGAACGAAAAUGAUUUGUCCUAAUGUGUUUCUGCUUUCCUUGACACUGUUCUUUUCUUUCUCAACUUUCUGCCCAACAUUAUUUUCAUAAUGGUUGUCAUGAACAGAGUUUCUGUUUCUGUACCGGUACUUUAGUCUUUAGUUGCAAAUUGUAAGUGCACCUCUAAGUCUAAGGCUUUAGGUCCAUCAUGCAUUUAUAUCAAGUACCAGUAAAUCAUAUUAACUCACUUCAGACGGGUCACACAACAGUUGCGUGACCCCCGCCGCGACGCUCGCGACGGGUCUCACAAGCCCU
Molecule: messenger RNA, 1289 nt
Organism: Aplysia californica (California sea hare)
Lineage: Eukaryota; Metazoa; Mollusca; Gastropoda; Aplysiida; Aplysiidae
Product: 7,8-dihydro-8-oxoguanine triphosphatase
Exons: 4
Coding region: 264-740 (158 amino acids)
Biological process (GO): DNA protection
Molecular function (GO): 8-oxo-7,8-dihydroguanosine triphosphate pyrophosphatase activity
Source: RefSeq, a predicted model, not a curated record